Ochotona princeps (American pika) is the source of this 1648-nucleotide messenger RNA. It is a transcript of the gene CCDC77, whose product is annotated as coiled-coil domain containing 77. Bases 148 to 1581 code for a protein of 477 amino acids. The record is from RefSeq and is a predicted model, not a curated record. The transcript has 12 exons. Lineage: Eukaryota; Metazoa; Chordata; Mammalia; Lagomorpha; Ochotonidae. Gene Ontology annotation, cellular component: centrosome.
CUAUUGGUGCUCAUCCCGAAGGGCCGCAUAACAUAGUGUGUGAUUGGACGGAUCUGUGGGUGGCGCCGCGACGCUCCCUUAUUUGACUUUUGUUUUUCAGUUGGGUUCCCCGACUCGGAGGCAUUUUGCGUGGUGUGACUUGACAGCAUGAACUUCACCCCGACACGUACUCCUGUCUACACAAAUGAUCGCACCAGGUGGCAGGGGAUGGCGGACUCGAUGGAAUCAACUCCCUUGCCUUCUGUCCAAGAUCGUCUGGCCGUCCUCUGCCCGUCUCAGGAGCUUCUGGCGUAUUAUCAAAAGAAGAUGGCUGAGUGUGAGGCAGAAAAUGAGGACCUACUGAAGAAACUGGAGCUCUACAGGGAAGCUUGUGAAGGACAGCAUAAACUGGAAUGGGAUUUGCAGCAGAGGGACGAAGAGAUUGCUGAAUUGCAGAAAGCUCUGAGUGAUAUGCAGGUGUGCCUCUUCCAAGAGCGGGAACAUGUUUUACGCCUCUAUUCAGAAAAUGAUCGGCUGAGAAUUAGGGAGCUAGAAGACAAGAAGAAGAUUCAGAAUCUGUUGGCUCUUGUGGGAACAGACACUGGAGAAGUGACCUAUUUUUACAAGGAGCCUCCCCACAAAGUCAGCAUUUUCCAAAAGACCAUCCAGACUGUAGGUGUGGGUGACCAGAAUGGAUCUUCAGCUUCCACUGCAGAUCCUAAAGUAAACAAAAAGAGACCAGCAGUGAGGGAGAAAGAAGAAAGUUCUGAGCAGAACCACAGAGACUUGCAGACACUCAUGCUACAGGUGGAAGCCCUGCAGGCUCAGCUGGAAGAACAGACCAAGCUUUCUAAAGAACAAGUGGAAGGGCUCCUGGAGGACAGACGGAUCCGCACUGAGGAAGUCCAGCUUCAGCACCAGAGAAAUCAGGACCGAAUCAAAGAGUUAACCCAAAAUCUCCAUCAGACCCACGAGCUGCUGUAUGAGAGCACUAAAGACUUUCUGCAACUCAGGUUUGAAAACCAAAGCAAAGAGAAGGAGUGGAUGCUCGAGAAGGACCGUUUGCUGUCCAAGAUCAAAGAAUACAGGGCACAGUGUAAGAAGAAAGAAGAUAAAAUUGGAAAAGUUCUGCCGGUUUUCCAUGACAGUCAUCAUACUCAAAAUGAGUAUAUUAAGUCCCUAAAGGAUAAGUUAGCACAAGAACAGAAGCUGUCCGCCAUGUACCAAGAGCAGUGCAUCUCUCUGGAGGAAGAGCUGGCCCGGCUCCGUGAGGAGGAGGGAGUGAGGAUGGAGAUCUUCAAGGAUCGCACCAACAAGAUGGGGAAGCGUUUACAGGUGAUGACAAGGCGUUAUGAGGCCCUGGAGCAUCGGCGGGUCUUGGAAGUUGAAGGCUUCAAGACAGAUAUUAAGGCGCUCCGACAGAGACUCAAAGAUCUGGAGCAAAUGCUGUAUAAGGCAACAGUGAACGCCCAAGCAAACCAGGACCUUGCCAUUCUGUGCGAAGUGCGCAACAGCAAUAGACGGGCCCACAAGUUACAAGGGGAGCUGAAGAGCCUCAAGUCCAAGGUGUUUGGCCUGGAGAAUGAGCUGAGACUCUGCUGAUGACCCCGGAUGGGGAAAGGAAACCGGAUCCUCGCUGAGUGUAGACUUGGAGUUCCCGCAGCUGCUG